This is a messenger RNA of Penicillium maclennaniae, 789 nucleotides long. RefSeq lists its product as uncharacterized. Lineage: Eukaryota; Fungi; Ascomycota; Eurotiomycetes; Eurotiales; Aspergillaceae. The coding region runs from base 1 to 789 and encodes 262 amino acids. The transcript has a single exon. The record is from RefSeq and is a predicted model, not a curated record.
AUGCUUGGUGAUUUGGAAGUGCGAAUAGUCAUGAAAUCAUCUAGCAGCCACGCCAAUGAAGACAAGAGCCUCUUCAGCAUUAUUGCCGAGAUAUUAGAAGAAAUCCUCGGCGUCAAAAAUUUAGGCACCAAUGACAACAUUGUUUCUCUUGGCCUAUCGUCAAUACAAGUUGCUCGAUUUCUUGGCUUGAUCAAGCAAAAGCUUGGGAACCCGCUAUCAAUCAAAGACAUCUAUGUGAACCAGAAAAUUGGAACUUUGGCAGAGCAUCUGAGUCAAGACAAGGCAAUAAACUAUGGACCUUCUGAGAUCUUGCAACUUGAAGCCGACAGUCAUUUUGCGGACGACAUUGAGCUGAUCCCGAGCUGGUCAUCCGAAGGUCGCGUCUUCCUUACUGGUGCUACCGGAUUUGUCGGUGCUAAUCUCUUGUAUCGCUUGCUCUCCAAGCCAUCCAUGAAGGAGAUAGCAUGCCUCGCUCGGGGUAAUAAACAUCACUCACCUAUGGACCGAAUACAAGAUGCUCUCAAGAAAUACGACCUUUGGAAUGGAGACAUCGCGCAGAAUAUAAGAAAAAUAAUCGUCUUGGAUGGUGAUAUGACACAAGUACGUCUUGGGCUAUCGCAGAGUCAGUAUCAGUGGCUCACUAAUUGGUCACCAGCAGUUUUCCAUGCAGCUGCCAAGGUCAAUUGGUAUGGAAAGAUUAUGCAAACUCCUCAACCAGGCUGGCUUCUCACUCAAGGAAAUCCCGUACUGAGAGUGGCUGGGAAGAUUGCAAGCCAUGGAUGGUCUUGA